This is a messenger RNA of Ixodes scapularis (black-legged tick), 2719 nucleotides long. Its product is annotated as xylulose kinase. Gene Ontology annotation, cellular component: cytosol. The record is from RefSeq and is a predicted model, not a curated record. Gene Ontology annotation, biological process: xylulose metabolic process; D-xylose metabolic process. Gene Ontology annotation, molecular function: D-xylulokinase activity. The coding region runs from base 167 to 1786 and encodes 539 amino acids. NCBI's taxonomy places the organism in Eukaryota, Metazoa, Arthropoda, Arachnida, Ixodida, Ixodidae. The transcript has a single exon.
AGGGGGAACAAGCAGAACAAGUAAAAAAUGGACGAGGGCGGCGGUCGGCCGUAUCAAACUCGUGCAAUCUUCAAGAUGCCGUUCGGCCCUCGAAACCUGUAACCACUCUUGCCGCAUACCUUCGACACGUUAUUGACUGGGGCGUUCCGUGCUUUCCUCGAAAACCAUGACCACUCCCGAAGCGCGUGCAAGUUGCUACCUGGGCUUUGACUUCAGCACGCAGCAGCUGAAAGCACUCGCUGUCAACGACCGACUCGAGGUGCUUUGCGAGGCGUCCGUCCAGUUUGACAACGACCUCCCCGAGUACCGGACCCAGAAUGGCGUCAACAAGAACCGGGACAACCUGACGGUCACGGCGCCCCCGAUCAUGUGGGUCAAAGCCCUCGACAUGGUGCUCGAACGCCUCAAGGUAGCGGGCCUUGACUUCUCGACCGUGUCCGCCAUCUCGGGCUGCGGUCAGCAGCACGGCAGCGUGUACUGGAAGAGAGGGGCAUCGGAGCUGCUCGCCAAGCUCGAUCCGUCCCGUUUCCUGCACGAUCAGCUUCAGGGCGCCUUCAGCGUGAGGGACUCGCCGGUGUGGAUGGACUCGAGCACGGAGUCCCAGUGCCGUAGCCUCGAGGCUGCUGUUGGAGGAGCUGACCGUCUCGCCGAAAUCACGGGCUCUCGCGCCUUCGAACGGUUCACGGGAAACCAGAUAGCCAAAUUACGGCAAACGAGACCAGACGCCUACGAAAACACGGACCGCAUAUCUCUUGUCAGCAGCUUCGGCGCGAGCGUGUUCCUAGGACACUACGCUUCGAUAGACCUUAGCGAUGGCUCUGGUAUGAAUCUUCUGGACAUCCGCACCCAUCAGUGGGACGCCAACUGCCUCGGAGCAUGCGCGCCACAGCUGGAAGCCAAGCUUGGGGCUCCUGUCCCGUCUAGCAAAGUACUAGGCAUGGUGUCCCCUUACUUUGUUGACAGAUACGGAUUCCCACCGAACUGCAGUGUGGUCGCUUUCACAGGUGACAACUCUGCAUCUUUGGCUGGCUUCCAACUCAAUUCUGGAGACCUGCUGGUUAGCCUCGGAACCAGCGACACCGUAUUGAUGUGGCUGGACGAAGCGCAUCCUGCUCUUGAGGGACACAUCAUGGUCAAUCCAGUGGCCCCCAAGUCGUUUAUGGGCAUGCUCUGCUACAAGAACGGAUCGCUGACACGACAGCGAGUUAGAGAUCAGUGUGCUGGCGCCUCCUGGGACCUUUUUGCUUCUCUCCUUGACACCACGCCGCGCGGAAACUUUGGGAACAUCGGGACAUACUUUGACCUCAGGGAGAUACUGCCACCCGUGGUCGGAGACUUCAAGUUUAACAAAAACAAUGACCGGGUUGCAAAGUUUUCACAGGAAGUGGAAGUGAGGGCCGUGGUGGAGGGCCAGUUCUUGGCGAAGAGGGUCCAUGCCAAACGGCUUGGUUUCAGCUUCGGCGGUCGUGUUUUUGCCACGGGAGGUGCGUCUAAGAAUCCGGGAAUCAUACAGGUGCUCGCCGACGUGUUUGGAGCUUCCGUCUACACCCUCGGCAAGGCCUCGGCCAAUGCGGCUUGUCUCGGCGCGGCCUAUCUUGCGUUUUAUGGAAGCCGUAAGAAGGAUGACGACGCGCUGGAGUUUUCAGAUGUUGUCUCUAAUGCCGGCUCGUUCACUCUGGUGGCCGAACCGAACAGAGAUGCGGAAUCCGUUUAUGGGAAUAUGGCGGAGCGUUACCGUUCCCUGGAACAGAAGAUAAUCAGUUUGCAGGCAGCAAAGCCCUCAUGAUUGUUAUCUCACCUGCCUGCCUGUUCCUUCCGUCCCCUGUGGCAUGGGGCUUUCAUUCUAGUGCGACAAGUAUUGGGCGUUUCGUGUUUAGGGGCACUGCCUUCUUCUCACUCAUAUCACUGCCAGGCAACGAAUGUGCGAAACAGAUUUCAUACAGACUGCUUUUAAAGAGCAUGCCAUAAAAUAAAGAAGGCUGAGAACUCGCAGCAUAGCUAUUUUUAUUUAAAAUACUAUUUUUCGCGCUUUAGUUUGUGUAUUUCAAAACAGUUUUGUACUCCUAGAGAACUGCACCUUCGUUCCUUUUGAACGUCUUGAGCAGUACAAGACAUAGUUAUGAACUGCACUCUCGCAUCACUUAGUGCUUUAAUCUAGCCUAUGGUGUCUAGAGGUAUUGAGUCAUGGGGAAGCAUUGGCACAAGCAGAUUAGGAAUAUGUCUCCCUCUCUUAUUGCCUGCGCUUAUCAAGUCCCAAGUGUCCUUGAGCUUGGAACUACACAAGAUUGCAUACAACUCGGGCUUGUCCGUGGCUGCAAAAUAUGUCGUAAGUGCCACACAGAUCGGGUAAUUUGCAAAAAAUUACCUUUUUUAUGUAUGUUCCAACAUUUAUCUUAAGCUUGGCCCUUUGCUUCAGCUUUGGUGCUGGCUGCAGGAGUUACAUCGAAUCUAUGUGGAGCGGGUUGUUUAGGUUUUGUGCAGCAUAGUGCAAUAUGGUAGUGGCUUAUGGUGCUCAGGCUUUUGCCAUUUAUUUAUUGGCUAGUUAGGGUCUAGCGUUACUCGGUGUUAGCGGUCUGGGUACUGGUUUUGGGUGAAAGCACUUGUGAUACUUUUUGUGCUUGUCCUUGGUACAGUUCCAUAUAUGUGUUCAAAGUUACUUCAAGGGACAUGCUCGAAUUAUUUCUAUGGGGCAAUAAAGCAUGCUUUACUUUAUAAGACA